AUGGCCUCCCGCAGCGUGGGCACACUACUGAGCGAGUUCAAUGCCGCCUACGUGCCCCCUGCCCUCAUGCCCGGGUACCAAGGCCAUGUCCCCGGUGUGGCCUUUGCCUUCGGCGCCUCCUACGGCACCAACACCUUCAGGUACUUCCAGGACCACCGCAAUGCAGCCAUGGAGAAGAACUUCACGUGCUUCAGCAGAGGUAGCAGCUUCCCCACCGUCUUCUCCUCCGACCUGGACCUGGCGAUACGUGGCCGAUCGCACACCAGGGACCACUGGCUCUACCUGCCGAGCGACACCCACUUCAACCUAGACAGCGACGGCUACGCACUGUCCCUGAGUAAAAAGGCUCGAAGGGACUUAUCACAUGAACCCCUCCACCUGGGUCCAACACACCUACUUACCCACCGACCCUCGGCCGCCACUUCUCACCCCAUCUCCAAUGUACCCUCGAGGCGUCGACUACCCCGGUCCAGGCUCAGCCACUCGGGAGAACGACACCCCCUCCCCACCAACCUGCCUCCUCUGAGCCCGAAGAAGAAGUGGCACCUUUUAAGAGUCUCCCCUGGCAAUGUGAAGACCUACCAGACCUUCCCAUCGGGGAAGAGGGUCUCCUUGCAAGAGCGUCAGAAGCGGGACUGCUACUUUGAGUUCAGAGCGUGA
This is a messenger RNA of Castor canadensis (American beaver), 660 nucleotides long. The record is from RefSeq and is a predicted model, not a curated record. Lineage: Eukaryota; Metazoa; Chordata; Mammalia; Rodentia; Castoridae.